Molecule: messenger RNA, 1224 nt
Organism: Cryptotermes secundus
Lineage: Eukaryota; Metazoa; Arthropoda; Insecta; Blattodea; Kalotermitidae
Exons: 2
Coding region: 222-1187 (321 amino acids)
Biological process (GO): regulation of transcription by RNA polymerase II
Cellular component (GO): transcription regulator complex; nucleus
Molecular function (GO): DNA binding
Source: RefSeq, a predicted model, not a curated record
UCUACACACGGAGCUACUCAAAAUAAACUGAUUAGUGACGCAAGUUACUAAUGAGUCCGCAAUGAGUCACUUCCAAUGUGACUGAAUGGAACACCACACAGCGCUACUGAUCAGUAACGCGUUACCAACCCGUUAGUAAUAAGUUCCAGGCAACUCCGCGGCCAAGUCACUAGGGUCAGUAGGGACUGAAGUAGCUCAGUUUCUUGGUGACUUUCUUCAAGAUGUGCGAACAACAGCUGAAUCCGUUAUUUGUAGGAGAAGUUGAAAAACAUCCUGUUUUGUACAAUUUUACGCUUCCUGGAUAUUCUAAGAAAGAUGAAAGUGAAAAGACAUGGGAUGAAGUUGGAAAAAGAGUGAAUAUGACAGUGGCUCAAUGCAAAGAAAGAUGGAAAAACCUACGUGCUGUUUAUACUCGAAACAUGAAAUGCUCCAAAAGUGGUUCGGGAGCAAAGCCAAAGAAAGCGUACUACCUUUUAGAAGCUAUGCAGUUUUGUCUUCCAUAUAUUAAGGCAUUAGGUACGCCUUCAGGGAAUUUACCCCGUCCACCACAACAGGAAGAAAAUGAGCUAUUCGAAAAUAAUGACACUGGAAGUAUAGUAUUGCCAGAACCUCCUUUAUCGCAACAGGAGCUUCAAUCGCCGCCGCCACAGCCACUACCACUGCUCUCCACUCAAACUGCUGAAAUGUCUCAACAGUGGGAAACUCUGCCUGGACCUUCACCAUCACAUCAUAUACCGAAGAAGAAGCGUUUCGUGAACAAUGAAGCAGUUGACAAAGCGUUCAUCGAUUACUUUCAGGCCAAAAAAACCAAAACGUUGACCAAAACAGGCCUUGCCAACCAGGAUCCAAAAAGUGAGGGGCUGAAAAUGUUCCUUCUAAGCAUGCUGCCUGAUCUUCUGAAAAUGUCUGAUGAAGAGGUGCGACAUUUCAAGCGUAAGGCCCUAGAUAUUGUUGACAAGAUUUUGUCAACGCGCAUGACUGGCUCCUCUCAGAUCGCAUCUUCAUCCCAAACCACAACUUCAUCUGUGUCGGGAGUGUUGCUUUCACCAAAUCCUGCUCACGUGCCUGAUGAGGCACCGCAAUACACCCCACUCACGGUUCGAGUAGCUGGAGGAGAGAAUAAUAGCAGUCCAGCAGCAGAGUAUUAUGAAGCAGUUCAUGAAGCCUUGCAUAGUGACACAUACUAACGUUACACUAUAUGUAUAUACAAGGGGGGACCCAAAA